This is a messenger RNA of Adineta steineri, 288 nucleotides long. The record is from the annotation of a GenBank genome assembly. Lineage: Eukaryota; Metazoa; Rotifera; Eurotatoria; Adinetida; Adinetidae.
AUGUAUAGAUUUUCAAUUUAUUUACUGCUUUUAUUAUUUCUCAAUGAUCAAAUCAAUAGUCAAAGUUCUAUAACUCCAAGUUAUCAACGUUUAGCAUCAUUAUAUUGUUAUAUUGAUGAUUAUUCAACAUGGACAGAAGAAGAAACAUCGUUAAAUUAUUUUUUACAAUUUGCUCGUUAUUUUAAUCUUGAUUCCAGUCGAAUUGAACAAGAACUAGAACGAUACCGUUUACAACAUGAAUGUUUAAGAGCACUUGAACGUCUUCCUAUUAUCAUGGGAAAGGGAUAA